Haliotis rubra (blacklip abalone) is the source of this 5092-nucleotide messenger RNA. RefSeq lists its product as uncharacterized. NCBI's taxonomy places the organism in Eukaryota, Metazoa, Mollusca, Gastropoda, Lepetellida, Haliotidae. Gene Ontology annotation, cellular component: nucleus. The transcript is spliced from 11 exons. The record is from RefSeq and is a predicted model, not a curated record. Gene Ontology annotation, molecular function: metal ion binding. The coding region runs from base 1072 to 3387 and encodes 771 amino acids.
GCAUUUGUGAUUGAUGUAAGGGAAAAUAUGUCAAAAUGGCCGCUGCUCCCUCCGAAGCAGACAAAUUGCGUCAACAAAUUGCAUUUUUAACAAAUCUGAUAAAUUCUGCUCGGGCUCCAGGACAACCAGCCGUUCAUAGCAUGAGACAUCCAUCUCAAACCUCACCGAGCUAUGGGCAGGUCAGAGGCCAGAUGAGGCCACAAUGGAACAACUCUUUCAAUAUUGGAAGGCCCACAUAUAAUCAGCCAAGAUUUCCUACAAGUUUUCCAUAUGGUGUUUCCAACCGCACACCUGCUGUUGCAGCACCAUCUCGUGUGAUGAUGGGAGCAGGUAAUCGUCAGUUCCCACUUGCCAACUCAGCUCCUGUUGUCUCUCACCAGGCCCACAGAGCUGCUGGAACUUCUGUCUUUAACAGACCAACACAAAUGAACAUUUCCAGGACAGUUUAUCAGCCAAACUUAAACCAACCAAGCAAUCAAAAUAUAGCUGUGAGUUCCAAUAAUAUCAGGAGUGUUAUAGGAUCGCCUAUUGUUCGGCAGCAGCAACAACAACAACAACAACAACAACAACAGCAACAACUACUAUCACAUGCUCGGAUGCUUCAGCAGGACGUGUUACAAAGACGAGGAGUUCCACAAGAUGCAAAGAUUGGUGCUAAUUAUAUGCAGAUGUCUCGCCACAAUGCAGAUAUAUGUGUUGAGGCAUCACAAGCAGCACACACUGGAAUGCUACCUGGACAUCAUGUAUCUGCUGCCUCACGAAUGCAGUCUUUACAGACGAACACCACCUCGCAGGAUGUGCUCACGCCAGAUUACCUUAGAUCUGCCCUGGUUCCGUCAAGGCCUGGGAAUUCUACAUCAGCCUCCAGUUCUAAUGAAGAACCUAAAAUGCAGCAGAUGGCAGUAUUAAUGGAGGAAUUACAAAAGACACAAACGAAAAUCCAAGCACUGCAAAAUCAGCUUCUGAAUACCCCUCAGAACACUCAGCCUCCACAGCAGCAGCAGCAGCAGCCUGCUGCUUUCCAGUCUCAGGUUGCCAUUCAGUCCAUUGCUACUCCUGGGGGGAGUUGCAAUGAGGAUGCAGUCAGCAAUGAUGAAUCCAGCUUCUGGAAUUUCAGCAGUGCAUGCCUCCUCUGCGAUAGGUCACCCACUGGCCCAGACAAACAAAGUGUGGUCAAGAUAUGGAGCUGGUCAGCCUGUCCAGUUUGUGAGGAACAUGUCAAGCCCACAGGUGGUUGGGAGGCCCAUUACUGCAGCACCCGUUUGGAACAAAUUCCAUGCUGCUCGUCAGGUUUCUCAGCACACAGCAGCUCUGACAGGUUCUGGUAUAGUGAAACCUUUACAUAGACAUAUGUCCCCAUCAGUCAUCAACACCAGGUUUCAGUCGCAGGUGAUGGCUAAUAACAUCCAGCAAUCAGUUCAAGCUGCCCAGACUCACAGUGUACAGCAGUCAGGUACGUCUCAAGUGAUGAUGAGUAAGUACAAGCUGCAGAAAACAGUGCCAGGUAUCGGUACUGCACACACUAUCGUCAGCAAGUACAAGAUAGAAAAGUCAGACAUGUAUGGUAACAGAAGCAUACAGAUGAACUACUUCAACAGUAAGUACAUGAUACAGCCUACUCGAUACAGACCCAGCUAUGUACCCCGGUACAUGUCUCGAUAUGCCCUCCCACCCACCAUGCACAGGUACCCCAGACGCUACAUGUGGAGAGGAGUCCCGAGAGUAUGGCAGGCCUAUCAACAGAGGGCAGCACCGUGGAGUGCACAGGCAGCUUCAUCGUACCAGCAUGUCGGAGGUUACACAGGCAGGUAUCCACAAUCAACAUCUCGGGUCUGGAAAAAGCACCAGUGGUUGUCAUGGAAACAGAAAUCUCGUUUGACCAUGAAAAACCUUUUGCAGAAGAGGUUACAUCUUCUGAGGAGAUCCAACAAGCAUCGUGUGUCUCGACUGAAAUUUGAUCGGCGUCAAAAAGCCACUGUGGGAAGACUUGCCAUUAAAGAUAGCCCAAGGCUGGCCAUUGAAGACAGCCCAAGGCUGGCCAUUGAAGACAGCCCCAGGCCGAGGUCCUCCAGACAUGUCCUCAUCAAUGGCAUACUAUACAAGUCCUCCAGUACCACUCUGACCAAAGCAGUACCCCCACAGAAGGCACCAGCAGCAGGGGUGGGAACAAGAGCCCAACCCCUCACUGGCAAGACGAGAUCAGUUGUUGUCAAACAGCUGAAUGCAGCUGCCAUGAAGACCAUCUCGGUGAGAGGAGUCAAGUUCCGUAUGGAUUCCUCAGGACGCAGUCUCCAGCGUAUUGACCAGACCCAGUCUCCGACCAAGUCUGUAGGUAGGAAGCAGCACAGAGCAGAGAUCAAGCGUGUGGACAUCGGCGGUGUUACAUUCAUACAGACGAAACCGGGGACACUCGUACGAUCUACGACUGUCCGAACCAGAGCUGUUGCUAGUCGUGUGAAGAGUCGAGUCAUCAUAGCUGCGACAAACAGCCUGCAUAAGGACAACACCAAGUCUGUGAAUGGCUACUGCGUCUUCUACAACAAGUUUGGUCGGUGCAGGCUGGGUACAAGAUGUCCUUACAAGCAUGAUCCAAACAAAGUUGCUGUCUGUACACGGUUUUUGAGGGGAACAUGCAAGGUGGACUCCUGUCCCUUCUCACACAAAGUGGCGCGGGAUAAGAUGCCAGUGUGCUCCUACUUCUUACGUGGCUUGUGUAACCGUGACGACUGCCCUUACCUGCAUGUCAAGGUCAGCAAGGAUGCAGAGGUGUGCCAGGACUUUGUUCGAGGGUUCUGUCCACGUGGAGAGCAGUGUUCAAAGAAGCACACCCUGAGAUGUCCAACAUUUGCUGAAUCAGGGUCGUGUCCACGAGGCAAGAAGUGCCCCAUGCUGCAUAAGAGAAGCGCCAAGAGACUACAGACGAACAGACCAAAUGGUUCAGCAAAGAGUGAUGAACAGAGACAAUCUGAGGAUGUGACAGCUGCCUCGGACCAAACAGCAGCUUCAACGGCUGCUGAUACAGCUGCCAGAGAGACAGUAAAGACAGAUGGAAGCACAAACAGUGAUGAAGGCUCUAGUCAAAAGACAUCUGUUGAUGCCUCAACCAUGGCAUGUGAUGAUUUGCUGGAAUUAACCUCAACUGCUAGUACGUUGACGGAUUCCCAAUCUGGACCCAGUGCUGCACCUGUGGUGGAAGAUAGGUCAGAUUCUGCAGACAGGUCUGAAAUUGAUUCUGUGAAUGUUUCCAAACACAGCAAUCUUGAUGGUGAGUGUACACCUUCCUCUGCAUCAGUCAGUACUGAUGGAAAGGCAAAUGUUGCUGGAUCAGAAGAGAAGACUGUGACAACACCGACAGAGGUUGCGAGCAGCGACGCGAGCGUCGGGUGACUGUGGUGCAAAUGCAAGUGUUCAAGCAAAUGACAGUAAGACCACUGCAGAAGCUUGUGUUCAGACCACAUCAGACAUGUGUGUUCAGACAAAUGAUCCAGACUCCCCUUCUCCAGAGAAGUUACCCUCGUUCAUAUCCCUGGCAGAUAUCAGUGUGAAUGAGGAGAACCCUGGGAGCAAGUCGGAUGGAGGCCAGGCCGGUACAGAUUAGAUCUCUGCACAUCCGCCUCGCUUGUGAUGAUUAUUGACUGUACUUAACCAAGGACUGUCAUUCUAGCACUUUAUGGAGGCAGUAGCAAGAAAGUGCAUGAUAGACAACUUCUUUAUAUACAUUUGAGUCAAAUAUCUGUGCAGAUUCUAGAUCUGUGAUGAAGCAUGAGCCCUUGAGCCACAUUUUGCUGCCGACGCUUAUGAAGCAUGCAUGGACCAAGUAUGUGUAUUAGAAUGUUGGUGAAGUUGUCAUCCAUGCUGUUUCUUGUUACAUGCAGGAUUUGUAAUGAGAAACUCCUGUUACAAGACAGUGUGAGUGUGUAUUAUAUUAUGUAAAUUACUGAUUAUUUGUACCACUUUGUAUUGACAUUGCUGAACAUGGUCCAAGUUUGUUAAAUGAUUGGAUGGGUUAACUACCUUGUAUAUUCAGUGUUAAAGGACAAUGUAGACAUAUUUCCUAUUGUAAUGUAAAAAAAGAUGUAUUGGGAUGAUGUGUUGUACAUAUGUGGCUUGUUGUUUGUGAUGCUUACUGAUGUAACCAAUCUGGGGGAAACACCUGGAUGAAAAUUUAACCUUUGCUUUUCCUCUGUCUGAAAUCUUUCACUUAGGGCAGACCAAUUUUAUUUCUUGUUUUACGGAUCCGCCUGUCGUAUUUUUUCAAGAAUAAGAAAAAAAAUAUAAAUUAAUUUUCCCUGCUCAAAAAAUAAAAUCCUAAUGUUUUUAUGUGCCUAAAAUGUAAACUUACAAGAUAUUUCUUUUUAGAUUGUUCCCCCCAACCCCCAUAUACACUUCAUAAACUGCCGAAAGUAAAAUACUUUGAGUAUUUAGAAGGAAUAUUACUUUGACUGGUGAUUUUAUUUUUAUUUUUUUCCCCUCCUGCCUUUAGGUUUUCUGACAACAAAAAUUCCGUAAAACAAGAAAUAAAAUUGGUCUGGCCUUACUUGUGAGCUUUGUUUCCCUCAGCUGAACAUAUAUUUGUGUUGAUGUGUUGUGGCUUAAGUUGAAUCAGUUGUGUCUCAUGCCGUCGAUGUUCAGUUUACAUCUGAAUGACUAAGAUAAUAAUCUGCCUUUACUCUGAUAGAUGUUUUCAGUCUAAAAACUGUCCCUGUCUUCUUAUUAGCCAAGUUGAAAUAGAAAUAAAAUAAUUGUUAGGUAACACUUGUACAGAGUGGUUAAAAAAGCUAUAGAAUGUCUUUUGAGAUAUUGGGUUGAAGGUCACAUAACUUGCUUGGCAGAGUAAUGUCCCUUAGCUGUGUGAGGAUCUGCUGUGUGUUAUUUUCAUACUGGAUGCUCUUUGAUUUGUAUUCUUGGCCUCUCAGCACGAUACUUUGCCUUGUGAGUUGAACUAAAGUUGUCAAUGUCUACACUUUGUGUCACUCUAGGUUUUCCUAUCAUGUUAUACCCAUGAAGAUCCAGGUUAGAAUUGGUCUUCAGCAUCCCAUGCUUGUUGUAAAAGGCAACUAACGGGAUUGGGUGGUCAGGCUUGCUGAUUUGG